Molecule: messenger RNA, 1125 nt
Organism: Carassius auratus (goldfish)
Lineage: Eukaryota; Metazoa; Chordata; Actinopteri; Cypriniformes; Cyprinidae
Product: neuropeptide Y receptor type 2-like
Exons: 1
Coding region: 1-1125 (374 amino acids)
Biological process (GO): G protein-coupled receptor signaling pathway
Cellular component (GO): membrane
Molecular function (GO): neuropeptide Y receptor activity
Source: RefSeq, a predicted model, not a curated record
AUGGAUAUAAGAACCGAAAUGAACAUAUCUGAAGACGAAACUCAGUCCUCAAACUGUUCUACACCUGCCACUAACCAACUCGAGGGCGUCUUACUGGACGGUCUGGAAGACAGUACAAAACUGGUGGGUGUUCAAGUGAUCUUGAUUUUGGCUUACAGCACCAUCAUCCUCUUUGGCGUGACCGGGAACUCCUUGGUCAUAUAUGUCGUGUACAAGUUUAGAAAUUUACACACGGUGACUAACUAUUUCAUUGUUAACCUGGCUGUAGCAGACUUGUUGGUCAACACACUGUGUUUGCCUUUCACUUUGAUGUACACGCUCUACGGAGAAUGGAAAUUCGGACAGGUGAUGUGUUACCUGUUGCCUUAUGCGCAAGGCUUAGCCGUCCACGUUUCCACCAUCACGCUCAAUGUUAUCGCGCUGGACAGAUACCGAAGCAUCGUCUACCACAUGGAAACCAAGAUGUCCAAAGACAUGUGCGUGGUCGUCAUCGUGAUCACAUGGGUGGCGAGCGCGAUCCUCGCCAGUCCUCUAGCUAUCUUCCGUGAAUAUGUGACCUUUGACCUAUCGCCUGAGCGGACGAUUCAGGGCUGUGCUGAGAAGUGGCCUGGAAGCAGUGCGGAUGGCACGGUCUACAGCAUCGCCAUGUUCUUCCUCCAGUACGGCCUGCCGUUGUCCAUCAUUUCCUUCGCGUACACUCGGAUCUGGAACAAGCUUCGGAAUCACGUCAGUCCCGGCGGAGGCCGGAGCGAUCGCCAUCAGCGCCGACAGAAGACCACGAAGAUGCUGGUGGCCGUAGUGGUGGUCUUCACCGUUAGCUGGUUGCCCUUUCACGCCUUUCAGCUUGCUGUGGAUAUCGACAGCAGCGUAUUAGAAAUGAAAGACUACCGAUUGCUCUACACGGCUUUCCAUGUUGUGGCCAUGUGCUCCACGUUUGCCAACCCCAUCCUGUACGGAUGGAUGAACAGCAACUAUAGAAGAUCCUUUCUGGCCGUGUUCAAGUGUGGAAGGUUGAGCAAUGGAAUGAGAAGGGUUUGUAGCAGCGAGACGGUAAGCGAGAAAUGCACACGCAGCAAGCAAAAUACAAUCAGUGUGGCCUUCAAACAAGAAAACACUCUUCUGUGA